AUGAAGGCCACCAUCUACGCUCUCGCCUUCGCUAGCAUUGUUAGCGCCCAUACCACUGUCUACAGGAUCGUUGUCGACGGAAAACCACAGCCCCCCGGAAAUGUUCAGGGCGGAUAUAUUGAUACUCCACCUAGCAACAGCCCUGUGGUUGAUGUCACUUCUCAGGCUAUGGAAUGUAACGUAGCCGGCAUCAAGGCUACCACUUCUGUUGCUGUCAAUGGCGGUUCCAAUAUUGCUGUCGAAUGGCACCACAACAGCGCUGAUGCCGGCGACGACAUCGUCGCCACGUCCCACGUUGGACCCAUCAAUGUCUACAUGUCAAAGGCAAGCUCCUCCAUGUCCUGGACUAAGAUCUCGGCGGAAACCUAUGAUGGCACAUGGCCGGUUACAAAGCUCAUCAAAGGUCUCUAUACGGGCACGCCCGGCCAGCACAAUUUCACCCUCCCCAAUGUUGUACCAGGAGAUUAUGUCAUCCGGCCCGAGAUCAUCGCUCUCCACGAGGGAAACAGGGUAGGUGGUGCGCAAUUCUACCAAGAGUGUAUUCAUGUCAAGGUUAGCGGGUCUGGUACCGCUGUUCUUCCUGCUGGCGUGGCUAUCCCUGGCUACGUCACUGCAAACACUCCUGGUGUGCUGUUCGACAUUUACAACGGCUUUACCAAGUAUCCCAACCCUGGUCCCGAGGUCUGGAAUGGGGCUUCUGGCGCUGGUACCCCUCCACCCGCGAAAAGCCCUGUUGCCGCGACUCCAUCGCCAUCGCCAUCGCCAUCUCCAGCUCCAGCUUUCAACACCCCUGCUUCCAAGCCUCCUUACAACGUCAAUGCUGCUCCCAAACCCGACCCGGUGACUGGACCUGCCUCCAAGCCUCCUUCUAACGUCAAUGCUGCUCCCAACCCCGACCCGGCAACUGGACCUGCCUCGAGCACACUUACCACAAUGGCUAGGCCCGUUGCUACCCCUAAUGAUGGCCUCGUACAGCCUUGGGGUCGGUGCGGUGGUCUGGGCUACACGGGCCCCACUACAUGUCAUUCAAGCUGCCAGUGCAAGAAAUGGAACGACUGGUACUCUCAGUGCGUGUAGGGGUAUGCUUUCGAUGACAGAUUUAACGGUCAUGAAAGGCUGGGGUUGGCAUGGAAAGGCUUUGUUUGUUUGAGUGUUUUGGGAGGGUUGCAGGUUUGCGAAAGGCUUUGUUGACGGUUGUUAUUAUCUACAGCAGUGGCUUGAUGGCCACUUUCGAUUCUUGUGUAAAUACACGAUGGGUGUGAUGAGAAGGAAUAUGCACCUCUUUUAGCUUG
Pyrenophora tritici-repentis Pt-1C-BFP is the source of this 1292-nucleotide messenger RNA. The record is from RefSeq and is a predicted model, not a curated record. NCBI's taxonomy places the organism in Eukaryota, Fungi, Ascomycota, Dothideomycetes, Pleosporales, Pleosporaceae.